UCCUCUGGGGCAUGUAGUACGUGUCUUCCGCGGAGCACGCUGUGUUGUCCCGGCAUUUUUUCCUGGUUUGGGGACUGGAUCAUCAGAGGAGAGAAGCUGCGUGUUGGAAUGGGAUUUGGAGUUAUAAUGGAAGCAAAAUAUGUGAAGGAAAAAUAGUUACCUUUUUUAUCAGCGUAUUGCACCUGACUUCUAGUUGCAAAUGGUUUUCAUUGCCUAAGAAAAUUUAUGAUAUAAAUGAAGAAUUACCUUUCUUUCAGACUCAUUGUUUGUAAAUAUGCUUCGCCUAAGAGCUAUUUGUCCGUUCUCCUGGAGAGUGUUUCAAUUUCGAACCUGCAGUUGUAAACCACUAAUUAGCCAGAUGAUUACGUGUACAGAUGAAGAGCAAGUAUUUCAUCUUAUUAAAAAAAACAAAACCAUACUUUCAGAAAAACAAGUGGAAUGUGCAUUUAAUAUACUUUGGCAGUUUCAAAACCAGAAGACCAGCUUUUUAAAAAAUGUUGAAUGUAUCAGAGACCAUCCCCAAUUUCUUACUCUUCAUAAUGUAGCUACAAGUCAAAAGGAAUUCAUGAAUGAUGAUACCCUGGUGAAUGUGUUGUACAUCACACAACAGUGUGCUACUGUGCCCCAUGACCUGGUUGCAGCACUAGUUACAGAAGCAUGGAGAAGACUGGAAAGGUUUGAUAUUAAUGUGCUGUCAAAAUUUUCCUCUUGCCUAGCAUAUCAACAUUUAUAUUUCAGUCCAUUAAUGGGAAAAAUAGCUGAUAUUGUACAUAGGAAUCUCGAAACCAUAGAGGACUUAAGGUCCUUGUCUGUAUUGAUGGUCAGCAUAUCUUCUUUAAUAUCACAACGUUUUCAAGAACAAUUAGUGCACAAAACAGAACAUCUUUUCGAUACCACAGAUUCUUCCCAAGUCAACGUUGCAAGAAGAAUAGUACAAUUUCUUCGAAAUACUAAACAUAGUUAUUACCCACUAUUAGAAAGGUGCAAUAAAGUGUUUUUACACAAUAUGAACCACCUUGAUUUGGACUCCAUAAGUAAAAUACUUAGUCUAUAUCACUGUCUACAGUUUCAUAGAUUUGAAUUUAUUAAAAUGGCUAACAAGAGGCUAACUGAAAUGAUUCCUCUGUUUGAUCACCCUGAUGGCUUUGUAAAACUGUUUGUAGCACUGGGACCCAUGGCAGGACCUGAAGAAAAGAAACAACUUAAAUCAACUCUAUUAUUGAUGUCAGAGAAGCUAACCAGCAAGCAGGCCCUGGCAGUGGUGGGAGCAAUGGAAGAGAUGGAAAGCAGAAAUUCACAUCUGAUUAAAAAGAUCGCUUCAAUUCUGUAUAAACAUUUGGAUACCUAUAAACCAGUAGAGUUGUUGAAGAUAACCCAAGCAUUGAUUUUUCUUCAUUUUCAAAGUAAAGAGCUUUUUGUGAAGCUCAGAGAAUUACUGCUUAGUUAUUUGAAAAUUAGUUUUAUACCUAGUGAGAUUUCCAUCGUGGUCUAUACUCUUUCCAUUCUUCCAUCCCCUCACCUAGAUGAAGUGGGAAUAUCUCGAAUUGAAGCUGUUUUACCACAAUGUGACCUAAAUGACCUGAAUGGUUUUGCUACAUCUGUUUUAAGAUGGAUUCAUUAUGAUCACACAUAUCUGGAUAAUACCACUGGGAAACAACUGAAACUGCUUCAAAAACUAGAUCACUAUGGCCUUCAGAGACUACAAAAAUGCAACAAUUUGAAUCUGUUACAGGAAGAACUUAAAUCUUUAAAAGGAGACUGGUUUGCUGAGUCACUUCUUGAAGAAACGGUUGCUACUUUACAGCGUUUGAUGGAUGAAAUUAAUUACAAAAAUGUUGCAGAGAUUUCAUCUUUUAUUUCUAGAACCAACUACCUGAGUACUUUGCUGCUUGAUAAGAUAGCCUCAGUGGUCAUUCAGCAGAUUGAAAAGAUCCACCCUUUUGUGAUCCCUGGUAUUAUUUUUCCAUUUAGCGUCUUGAACUAUGAUCCACCUCAAAGUGAUGAAUUUUUCAGGAUUUGCAUUCAAUACCUGAAUUCUUACUUAAGUGAAUUGGAUCCUCUCAUGUUAGUGUUUCUUGGUUAUUCUUUGGCCACACUUGGAUAUUUUCCAGAAGAUCUGCUGAAGGCAAUUUUUAAUAUCAAAUUCUUAGCCAAAAUGGAUUCUCAGCUUAAAUUUUUAUGUUCAUCUCUAAAUAUGACGGUCCAGUUUCGUCUUAUGGAAUUAAAUAGAGCAGUCUGCUUGGAGUGCCCUGAGUAUCAGAUUCCAUGGUUUCAUGACCGCUUCUGUCAACAACAGUAUAAAGAUAUCAGCAGUGUGACUGGAACACAACAGCGGAUUUAUAAAAUGUUAGCAGAGGUGCUAGGAGGAACCAAUCGUGUAAAAGCCUCGGUUCUUACGCCUUAUUACCACAGAAUAGAUUUUGAGUGUAUCUUGGAUAAAAGAAAAAAAGCUCUUCCAUAUGGAAGCCACAAUAUAACUUUGGGAAAACCGCCAGAAACGCACUGGGAAUCAAAUACCCAAAUAACUGGAUCAAGACUGCCACCAGGAGCUGAAAGGAUUGCUCUGGAAUUUUUGGAUUCAAGAGCUUUUUGUAGAAACAUCCCUCACUUAAAAGGAAAAUCUGCUCUGAAAAAACGACAGUUGGAAAUUUUGGGCUAUCAUGUAAUUCAGAUCCCGCAUUUUGAGUGGAACUCUAUGGCAUUGUCAACAAAGGAAGCUCGGAUGGACUACCUGAGAGAACGUAUAUUUGGAGAAGGCAAAUCAUGAUUGUAGCUUUUAUUUAAAAAUAGUGACAAUGGUGUGUCACAACUGAACUUAUUUUAAUUAAGUGGUCUGAGUCAAUGAAAAAAUAAUAGUACAGAAUUGACUGAUUUCAAGGUCAGUUGAGUACCUAUUAAAACAGACAUUUUACUUUCUCCAAUAUUUCUUUACUAUCUGGUUGGGAAAUUAUAUAAAAUUCUUAAUGUAAAGGACUUGUAGCUUUUAAGAAACUAAAAUAGUUUAUAAUUCAGUCUUUGAGUGUCUAUGAAGUGCCAGGAAGUGUUUUAGAUGCAGGGAUAUAGCCGUGAAUGUAGCAUAUCUGCCAUGGGUAGAGUCAAACAAAAUAAAUGAAUAAAAUACAUUGUACCAUAGAUGAUAUUGAGUGAUAUGGAGAAAAAUUUGGGGUAGAGGGGAUAGGAAUAUUUUGGGUAGGUAUAAUUUUAAAUAGGGUGAUCUGAGAAGGACUCACUAAGGUGGUAUUUGAAUAAGGACUUAAGGAGAUGAGUUAACUGGCAGUAGAGUAUUCCAGGCAGAGGGACCAGUAGGUACAAAGAUCCUGAGGUAGGACUAUGCCUGGCAUAUUUGAGGAUAACAAGGAAUCCUCUGUGGCUGAAACAGAACAAAUGGGAGGUUGAGGGUAGAGGUAUAAUAAGAGAAAAAGUAAGAUAGAUAAGAGUCAAAUAUAUAUCCCGUGACCUCAUGGCUACGGUAAGUGAGAUAAGCAGCCAUUGGAGAGUUUCUAUAAAGGAAUGAUAGGAAGUCAUAUUUUAACUGAAUCACUUGGGCUACUCUGUUGAGAUGAGCAAAGACUGCAGUAAGGCAAGUGUAUAAGCAAGGAAACCUAUUAGAAGGUCAUUGCAAUAGUCCAGACAAAAAAUAGAUGGUUGGUGGGGCACCUGGCUGGCUCAGUCGGUAGAACAUACAACUGUUGAUCUCAGGGUCAUGAGUUCAAGCCCCACAUUGGGCAUGGAGCCUACUUAAAAUAAAUAAAAAAUAAAUGGUUGGCUUAGAGUAGUAUCUAUGGAAGUAAUGAGAAGUGGUCAGAUUUUUUGAUGUAUUUUGAAGGCAGAGGAACCAAAAUUUGCUCACUGAUUGGAUAUGAAGUAUGAGGGAAGGGAGUCAAGGAUACUUCUAAGUUUUUGUCCUGAGUGACUAAAAGGACGUUAUUGCUAUUGACUAAGAUGGGAAAGUCUACGGGAGGAAGAAGUAGAGGCCGCAGUGGGUGGGAGGAUCAUGAGUUUGGUUUUAGACAUACUGAGUUUGUGAUACCUUUUACUUAUUUUUUAUUUUUUUAAAGAUUUUAUUUAUUUAUUUGUCAGAGAGAGAGAGCGAGCACAUACACAAGCAGGGGGAGCGGCAGGCAGAGGAAGAAGCAGGCGCCUUGCCAAGCAAGGAGCCCCAUGUGGGUCUUGAUCCCAGGACCCUGGGAUUAUAACCUGAGCUGAAGGAAAAUGCUUAACUGACUUAGCCACCUGGGUGUCCCUGGGAUGCCUUUUAAACAUCUUAAUGGAGAUAUCAAACAGGCAUUUUAAUGAGUUUGGAGGUGAAGGCAGAGGUCUAGGUGCCAGAUAGAAAGUUGGAAGUUGUCAAAAGUAUGUAACGUUAUGAAAGUAGAUGAAAUCACUAAAAUGUGAUUAGGGGAGAGUGAUAAUGGAGGAGAAGUCUGAGGACUCAGCUCCAGGUGCCCCAACAUGAGGUCAAGAAGAGGAGGAAUAAGCAAAGGAGGCUGGGCAGUGGUGGCCAGUGAGGUAGGAGGGAAAGUCAUAGGUGGUGAUACUUCCUCGAGGCCAAGUCGAGAAAGCAUCUCAAGGAGGAGGAAGUGAGCAGUCGUAUCAGAUGCUGCUGAUGGCUCGGGUAAAAUGAGGACUGGGAAAUGUCCCUUAAACUUAGCAACAUGAAAUUCACUGGUUAUCUUGAAAAGAGAAGUUUUGGGGAUGGGGUGUGUGUGAAAGCCUGAUCGGUUUAAUAGAAAGUGGGAGGAGACUUUUUUUUUUUUUAAAUAAAUGGAAGUAAAGAGAUAGAAUGGGAAAUUGACGAAUCUUGACCUGGUCUGAUCCUACCCAUGAUGGAUAAUGAUUUUCUCUUGUCUUACAACACAUUUAUUCAAUAAAAUAGUUACUAAGGGCCUACUAUGUGAUAUAAUCCCUAGCUCUUCUUCCAAGAGUGAUAUAUUUGUGCUGGGCAGAAAGCCAUGUUGUAGCUAUCCUCAGGCCACUGAUGGGAGUGCAGGUAAUUAGCAGCUUAAACUUGCUGCCUUCUGACUUCAUGACCCUGUAAGUUCAUUCUGUCCAAAAAUAAGUUGGUAGCCAGAGUGCCUUGAGUCUGAAGCAUAGCUAUAAAACAUGUGUCCUGCAUAGAUUUUGGUCUGUUGAUAUUGAUUUAGGUUUAGUUGAAGUACUUGUUUAAAAUAUUGUUACUUUGCGGGACGCCCGGGUGGCUUAGUUGAUUAAGUGUCUGCCUUCGGCUCAGGUCAUGAUCCCAGAGUCCUGGGAUCCCAGAGUCCUGCAUCGGGCUCCCUACUCAUCGGGGAGCCUGCUUCUCCCUCUGCCUGCUGUCCCCCUGCUUGCACUUGUGUGUGCGCUCUCUCUCUCUCAAAUAAAUAAAAAUCUUAAAAAAAAUAAUAAAAUAUCAUUACUUUGCAUGAUGUGAAUCCAAUACAUAAUUGUUUUACAACAUGUAAACUUCACAGAAUCUUUUGUGAAAAACAGGAUGAAAACAGUAAGCAAAUGAAAGAUGUCUCUUUGUAAACCAGUCUCCCUCAUUUUGGAUUUCCUCAUGAUAUUCAUUUGUAUUAGCUGAAAUGCUAAAUUCUAAGUGUUUGUCUUCUAUAUUCAUAAAUGUGUUCUAUUUCCCAAGCAAUUGAUUAUGAGAAAUAAACCCUGAAUAGGUUAAAAUAUUUUAUUCAGCAACUUUUAGAAUAAAAUGGUUAGACCAAUGAGGAUUAUAAAUUGUUUCCUUUGGAUAUAAAUGAAAACCCAGUUGUUGUAUACUUUGAAUAUGUGGAAAUCUUGAUUAAAUGACCCUGAUGUACCUUUCACUUACUGUUACACACACUCUGACAUCUCUUGUACCACAUCUCUUACUGUCCUUCCUCUAGGCUGCCUGAUUCAAAUGGUUUUCUUUAUAUAUAUACUCUUAUAUUUUUGUUUGAUGGUUUUUCUGCUUACAUAACUGGAGUUGUUAAGCAAAAGCAUUUUUUUAAAGCAUUCUUUUUUUCAUUGAAAUAUAAUUAACAUACCAUAAAAUCCACCCUUUUAAAAUAUACAAUGCAGUGGUUUCUAAAAUAUUCACAAGUUUGUACAACCAUUGCCACUAUUUAGUUCUAGAACAUUUUCAUCAUCCCAGAGUAUUAUUUUUACAAUUUAAUCUCAUGUCUAUAUAGAUCAGCACUCUCCCCAAAAGAAACCACGAUCUUGCUUUUAUAGCAAGCACUUCCUCUUACAGUUUUAUCACUCAGGUUUUAUCUCUGCGCCUCCCCCCUUUUAAGUGUGUCUUAAUUUAUAAGCAUCUCCCACCAUCCCUUUCUCUUCCAAAUAGUUUAUCUGCUGGACAACUUGUGGAGUUUCCCACCCUCAGGAUUUGUUGAUUGUACAAUCGUGGUAUAGUCUAGAGCAGUAUUUGUCAAUACAGAGAAGUACCUAGGAUUCUACUUCAGAGAUCAAAGUAAAUCUGGUUUUUGUUGGAUGUUUCCGUAUUUAUGGUAGAGACAAUAAACCUGUAUGAACACUCAUCUAUUCUUUAUGAAAUUGCUUGACAAGUGAUUGAUAAUGGAAUACUCCAAAUUAGUUCCAAGUCAGGUUUCUCAGAAAAUAAGAUGUGUAAGGAUAGAAGUCAAACGUAUCUACGAAAGCAUGUGAAACCCAUUUGUGAUGGUUAGUUGAUGACUUGCAGAGAGUUGAAUAUGAUGAUUGUGGACAGA
Molecule: messenger RNA, 6680 nt
Organism: Ailuropoda melanoleuca (giant panda)
Lineage: Eukaryota; Metazoa; Chordata; Mammalia; Carnivora; Ursidae
Gene: FASTKD1
Product: FAST kinase domains 1
Exons: 15
Coding region: 275-2767 (830 amino acids)
Biological process (GO): regulation of mitochondrial mRNA stability; mitochondrial RNA processing
Cellular component (GO): ribonucleoprotein granule; mitochondrial matrix
Molecular function (GO): RNA binding
Source: RefSeq, a predicted model, not a curated record